AUCACUGUAGUGGUCACUCCAUUGAUAGCUUUAAUGGAGAAUCAAGUUACACAUGCAAGACGAUUUACCGACACAUGUGCACCACAAAGGACCAGUUUGAUCGCCGAACAUCAACCACACAAACGACUAACGCACCAUUUCUGUGGUUGACGUUCUAGUUGAUAUCCACACCACAGCAAAUCGAUGGCUCGCCCAGUUAACUUCCCAUCCUUCAUAAAUCAGUUUUUGGAGAUGUUUGCGUUAAAAGGAUAUGAUACCAAGCGCGGUGCCCUUUUUCAUUGCAACGUGGAAAGAUGAUAUCUCAAUACCAAACAACGUCCUGCAGCUAGAUUUCACAUGCGAAACUAAUACAAGAUCGUUUAAAAUUCCAACAGAGACGAUCAACUCAACAUUAAAUGCCGCUGACCGGAAACGUGUUCGAGGUGACUUGAUGUCUCUAUCGCCGAAGACCAAGCUUCUCUAUGUAACUCCGGAACAGGUAGCAACAACAGGCUUCCUCGAAAUUUGUCGUGCGCUCAAUAAGCUCAAGUUAUUAAAGCGUUUUGUUGUGGACGAGGCGCACUGUGUUCUCGAAUGGGGCCACGAUUUCCGGCCCGAUUACCUCAAACUGAGCAAGGCACGAGAAGAGUAUCCCCAUAUUCCCUGGGCAGCACUUACUGCAACCGCAUCGAAAAGGGACGAGGAGAAAAUUAUUUCUUCGCUAAAGUUGCAAAAUGUCGUUACAAUCAGAACUUCGUCCUUUCGAAAGAACCUUUUCUACGAUGUGUAUUACAAGGAUACGAUGAGAGGCGAAGAAUUUCAACACCUCAAGGACUUCAUCAUCGAAGCACUUGGGCCAUGUUGGCAAGACGAGGAGCCACAAAUGCGGGGUUGUGGAAUCGUGUACUGCAGAACACGGCAAGACUGCUACGAUGUAGCAGUCGAACUUCAGAAAUUUGGUCUCGCGAGUAGUGCGUAUCACGCAGGUAUGAAGGCUGCUGAGAGAACGGAGGCACAAGAUGGCUGGAUGAAUGGCAAGUACUGCGUUAUCGCUGCCACAAUUUCCUUUGGGAUGGGAAUUGACAAGUCGACAGUGCGCUUCAUUGCUCAUUGGAGCCCUUCCAAGAGUCUCAAGUCUUUUUACCAAGAAUCAGGCCGAGCGGGUCGUGAUGGUAAGCCUGCUAAAUGUCGAAUGUACUACUCGCUCAAAGACCGCAAAGCCAUCACAUUUCUUAUUGGAAUCGAAGCUUCCAGAUCGAAAAGCCAGCGCAAGAAGGAACACGCUAGUUUCAUGAUGAAGGAAUUCGAAAAUGUGGUGAGCAUGUUUGAGUCAGCUACUUGCCGUCAUAGUAACUUGUGUAAGGAAUUCGGCGAAAAACUGAAGUCAUGCGGGAGCUGUUGUGACGUGUGCACACGGCCAAAAGAAGUUGAUAAAAAAUUGUCCACUUUCCGGAGCCAGGAAUUAAGGACGGCAGUAUACAAGUUCUCGGAGAGCGACUACGAUGAUGUGUACGAAGGCGGCCGCAGAUACAUGAGCGAGUUCGGAGGUGAUGGUAGGGGCGGAGGCGAUGAGGGUGUGAGGGAGCGGAUGGAAAAAGAGGCCAAAAGAGAGCUUGAGCAAACCAUCCUGAAGCAAUUUCAGUUACGAAGAGGGGUAAAACAGGACAAUGAAGCAUUGCGGUAUGACAAACACGGCAAGCAAAAGCAAGAGCGAGAAAGGGAAAUUCCACAUAAUAGCGUGAUUCUUGAACCUAGGUGCUGUGCAAUACCAGAGGUGUCAAUCGAGGCUCGUCAGUCAUACGCGGUUAAACUCCGCCAGGAUUUAUGGUCUAAUUACACCACGUAUAUCAAGGCUAUCGAUGAGCAAAUAAGGAAUUCUGUCCAAGGAGGCCCUCAGGAAAAGCUUAUGAUGGAACGGACUUUCGUUGAACAGAUUGCGUGCCAACUCGAGCUGGAGGCGUUUAAAACCAAAAAAAACAUUUAUAUGUACAAACGGCAAAUGGCGACUAUCUACAAAAACGUUAAGGACGCAACUUCAAAUAGAGCGCUGUUCGAUGAUCUCAUAGCGCGGCAUUCUUUAGACCUCAAAAUGAAGGAGAAACAACCUUCCAAAAAGACGCUCUUUGACCUAUUCCAGGAUGCUGCUAAGAAGAUGAAGAGCGACAAAAAGAGUGUCGAGGUCAUACCAAUUGUUGAUAGCAGCGGCGAUGCUGAUGGUCCAACCUCAUCAGCUUUAAUGGGCUGUUCACCGGCGCACGAUGAAGCGGCAGCAGCAGCAGCAAGAGAAGUCGUCGUCUUUUCAGAUCCUGAAGCGCGCGUUGCGGAAUGUUCCAGCGCCGGCGCGAACGAUGAAUGUGGUACUUCCGGAGAUAAUCCAAAAACAGCCUCACCGACGCCCGCCUGUAGUUUACCACAAGCAGACGAUCAAAAAGUUAUAGUGACGCAAAAUGAACUACCGGUAAGCGAUACAUUGUCCGCCAGAAAGUCAACUUCAAAACCUGUGAUCAAGUACUUUUUUGAAGUAAAUACAGAGAACAAGAAUGUUUGUAGCAAGGAAGCUGGUAAUCAGUCUGCAGCCAACACGUAUUCCGAAAAAUGCCCCAAGAUGGAUUUCAAAACAGGGUCGCAGUUACUGCAGGAACAGCGAAAUCGAAUAGAUUCACAAAUCGAAGAAAUUGUCAGCAGACCAAAACGACUUGCCAGCUGUGAGGAGUCUUCGUCAGCUAAGCGUCGAUCAGUCGACUCCGAACGCACGAAGAAAGAUCGAUGUAAGGCUAUUUCCUUUGUUAAUGAUCUACUCUACCCUGAAUUCAAGCGCGGGGCGAUCUCCAAAGAAGACUUCAAAAUAAUUUGUAAAGAAGUGUCCGAUCAUGCUGUCGAUAGCGGAAUACUUGAUAAAACAACUAUUAAGAAAGAGAUUGAUAAGAAGCUUAAGAAACUGAAGUAUCUUUGAUAAGCGAAGUUGUGAAAACCCAAUUCAAUUACCGAAAAUGCCUUCCUUUACAUAAAAUAUCACGCAUGAUGUAAUCAAGUCCAGAUAAUUCCACAAGUAAAAGUUGCGACAAUGUAAAACCGCAGCAGCUUAUCAUCGGUCGAUUAUGUGUAAAAUAAACUGAUAUAAAAAAAUAAAUUUUUAUUUGACCUGUGAAUGGCACUGUGCUAUUAGACCUACAGCAGCUUAAGGUCCUAAGGUCCAAUACUUCCCCUAGAUGUCAAAGACUAGCUAAUGGGCUUAGUAUUUAAAAUGCAAUUCUCGCAUCUCUCGGCGCCCAACUUGGCACAGCUAUCGGUAUCAUGUCACAAUUUAAAUUACUCAUUGCCUAUACCCUAAGUUAUUUAUAUUUAUAACACCGCUAAUCAACACAAAUAAAGAACAACACCAUCAGAUUGUCUUAUUACUUUUACGUAUUUCACUACUGUUUUCAACUUUGUCAUAUCGGAGC
Molecule: messenger RNA, 3422 nt
Organism: Varroa destructor (honeybee mite)
Lineage: Eukaryota; Metazoa; Arthropoda; Arachnida; Mesostigmata; Varroidae
Product: ATP-dependent DNA helicase Q5-like
Biological process (GO): double-strand break repair via homologous recombination
Cellular component (GO): nucleus; cytoplasm; chromosome
Molecular function (GO): four-way junction helicase activity; 3'-5' DNA helicase activity; ATP binding
Source: RefSeq, a predicted model, not a curated record